AUGAAGUUCACACUCACACGCCGGUGCUUGGUACUCUUCAUCUUUCUAAAUCACCCAACCCCAGUUCUUCCUGCUACUUCAAAUGACACCUAUCCUCCCAAUAUGGAGUCCGAGCCAUUUCUGUACGUCCUAGGACGAAAGAAAAUGUCAGAUGCUCAGUACAAAUGCUAUGACCGCAUGCAGCAGUUACCCCCAUACCAAGGAGAAGGUCCAUAUUGCAACCGCACCUGGGAUGGAUGGCUGUGCUGGGAUGAUACACCGGCUGGAGUAUUAUCCCAUCAGUACUGCCCAGAUUAUUUUCCAGACUUUGAUCCAUCAGAAAAGGUUACAAAAUACUGUGAUGAAAAAGGGGAUUGGUAUAAACAUCCUGAGAACAAUCGAACCUGGUCCAACUAUACUAUGUGUAAUGCUUUCACUCCUGAGAAACUGAAGAAUGCAUAUGUUCUGUACUACUUGGCUAUUGUGGGCCAUUCUUUGUCGAUUUUCACCUUGGUGAUUUCGCUGGGGAUUUUCGUGUUUUUCAAGAGCCUUGGCUGCCAAAGGGUGACUCUGCACAAGAACAUGUUUCUGACUUACAUUCUGAAUUCUAUGAUUAUCAUCAUCCACUUGGUUGAAGUAGUACCCAAUGGAGAGCUCGUGAGAAGGGAUCCGCUGAGCUGCAAGAUUUUGCAUUUUUUUCACCAGUACAUGAUGGCAUGCAAUUAUUUCUGGAUGCUCUGUGAAGGAAUCUAUCUGCACACACUCAUUGUGGUGGCCGUGUUCACUGAGGAGCAACACCUGCGGUGGUAUUAUCUCUUGGGCUGGGGGUUCCCACUGGUGCCAACCACUAUCCAUGCGAUUACUAGGGCGCUGUACUUCAAUGACAACUGCUGGCUGAGUGUGGAAACCCAUUUGCUAUAUAUCAUCCAUGGCCCCGUCAUGGCAGCACUGGUGGUCAAUUUCUUCUUCCUGCUCAACAUCGUCCGCGUGCUCGUGAGCAAAAUGAGGGAAACCCAGGAAGCCGAAUCCCACAUGUACCUGAAGGCGGUGAGGGCCACUCUGAUCCUGGUGCCCCUGCUGGGGAUCCAGUUUGUCGUCUUUCCCUGGAGGCCUUCGAACAAGAUGCUUGGGAAGAUAUACGAUUACCUGAUGCACUCUCUGAUUCAUUUCCAGGGAUUCUUCGUCGCCGUGAUUUACUGCUUCUGCAACAAUGAGGUCCAAACCACUGUGAAACGUCAGUGGGCCCAGUUUAAAACCCAGUGGGACCAGCGCUGGGGGCGGCCGAACCCCCGGCGCUCCGCGGCCAGUGCCGCCGCCGCCGCCGCCGAGGCCGGGGACGUCCCGGUUUACAUCUGCCAUCAGGAGCCGAGGAACGAAGCCGCCAACAACCUGGGCGAGGAAGGUGCCGAGGUCAUCGCUCUGGAAAUCAUCGAGCAAGAGUCAUCCGCUUGA
Messenger RNA from Nyctereutes procyonoides (raccoon dog), 1431 nucleotides. It is a transcript of the gene CALCR, whose product is annotated as calcitonin receptor. NCBI's taxonomy places the organism in Eukaryota, Metazoa, Chordata, Mammalia, Carnivora, Canidae. Bases 1 to 1431 code for a protein of 476 amino acids. Gene Ontology annotation, biological process: positive regulation of cytosolic calcium ion concentration; cell surface receptor signaling pathway; adenylate cyclase-activating G protein-coupled receptor signaling pathway. Gene Ontology annotation, cellular component: axon; plasma membrane. The record is from RefSeq and is a predicted model, not a curated record. The transcript has 12 exons. Gene Ontology annotation, molecular function: calcitonin receptor activity; amylin receptor activity.